Molecule: messenger RNA, 969 nt
Organism: Aspergillus wentii DTO 134E9
Lineage: Eukaryota; Fungi; Ascomycota; Eurotiomycetes; Eurotiales; Aspergillaceae
Exons: 3
Coding region: 1-969 (322 amino acids)
Source: RefSeq, a predicted model, not a curated record
AUGCGCCUUUCCAUCCUCUUUUCUUCCAUCUUCUUCCUCCCCACACUGGCUAUCGAGGUCACAUCCGGCUCAAUAUGCAGCUCAGCAUGCGGCAAGGGCAAGACAUAUGGAUGGGACAUCGACUGCUGGGACGACCAGUUCAACACCUCCAAGCCGAAUCCCAACAUGGCCAAUUGCCUGCUCUGCGAGAGUACCAGUCCGGCCUAUAACACAUCGACCGACAAUGAUCUCUACUGGUUUACCUUCAAUAUGAAAUGGACCCUCCAAUAUUGCCUCAUCCAACACCCCACCAACAGCACCAACGCCAACUGCAACGACUACUGCACUCCUCUCUCCGCCGUCCUCAACCGUGCCUGGUUCCUCGAUGAUGGCAAAAUGGUCAAGCAAUACGCCUACUGCGACUGGGGCGAGCAUCUCUUCCAGAAAUACGCCCCUGACUGUGCUUCAUGUCUGGCCAAAUCCGAGGGUUCGGUCGUGCUGGCCAACUUCUUCAACAACCUCGUCACAGCCUGCGAAACCAAACCCAACGCCACUGCCGGCCGUCCCAUCAACAUGACCGAACCUCUCUUCAGCACAAAAUGGGCCACGACAUCCUCCACUCCCUCCGCCAAUCCCUCCCCGCAAUCAUCUUCCCUAUCCACCGGCGCAAAAGCAGGCAUCGGCGUCGGCGUCGCAGCAGCGGGUAUCGCCCUCAUCGCAGCACUCGGCUUUGUCUGUCUCCAGAAACGAAAGAAUAGAUCGCGUCAGCAAUUACGAGACUCGUCGUCCACGAUGCAGCCUAUCAACCAACCACAACCGCCGAUUCAACCGCCCCGGGAGAUGGAUGCGGGCAAUGUCAAACCCGUGCCGGAGUUGCAGAGUUGGCAGCCGGACAUGAAGCAUCAGCAUCAUGAUACGGCGCCGCCGCCGGUGGAAUUGGGGAGACAUUCUGAGGAGAGGAUAAUUGCGCCGACUGAGUUGCCGGGCUAG